Messenger RNA from Paramisgurnus dabryanus, 5831 nucleotides. The record is from RefSeq and is a predicted model, not a curated record. Lineage: Eukaryota; Metazoa; Chordata; Actinopteri; Cypriniformes; Cobitidae.
UCCGUUAGGUUCACAUCCACACACAAACCGAAAGCCCACGAUGAGCGGCUCUCCUUCAUCUCUCGUGCGCUAGAAUGACGGAGCGUGACGCGGGUGUUUCUCUGGCUCUGUGUUUAUCUGAAGGGACUGACACCAGACUCUGCUGCUUCUGCUUCUACUGGAAACUUCUGCAAACAUCUCUGACGGACACAUUCGUGGACUGAUAUUGAUUUCUGGUUGUGUUACAAUAAGAGCUGCGGGCGCGCACGGCUGUUAUAUCUGUUAUAUUAAAGUGUCAGUGGAGAGCAUGCGUUCAUCACGCAUGUGUGUUAGAAUGAAAACAUAAACCCGGACUCUGUGUGUGGUGUUUUCUGUGUCUCCGGCUGCGCAGUUCACAUUUAUUGAGCGUAGUGCGGAGAGAGACGUUUGGAGACUCCAGUGAGAUCAGCUGUGAGCGCAGAUGUGAAUGAAAGUCCAGUGAAGAGACAGGAAUAACCAACUGUACUGUAGACAUGCUGCAGAUAGAAAUGAUGGUGUUCGUGGGUGUCAUUCUGUGGAUGUGUGUGUUUAGUCAAGAGCCCAGCUCGAAGGUGAUGGCUGAUCGAUACGCGGUCUACUGGAACCGAACCAACCCGAGGUUUCAGCGUGGGGAUUAUCACAUUGAUGUCUGUAUAAAUGAUUAUCUGGACGUGUAUUGCCCACACUACGAGGACUCGGUGCCAGAGGAGCGGACGGAGCGAUACGUCCUCUAUAUGGUCAACUAUGACGGUUACAGCACGUGUGAUCACACGGCGAAAGGCUUCAAACGGUGGGAGUGCAACCGACCGAAUUCGCCCAACGGUCCGCUAAAGUUCUCCGAGAAGUUUCAGCUCUUUACACCCUUCUCGCUGGGCUUUGAGUUUCGACCGGGCCGCGAGUAUUAUUACAUAUCAUCUAUGAUCACAGAGACGGGCAGAAGAUCGUGUCUCAAGCUGAAGGUUUUCGUAAGACCACCGAAUGGCUGUGAGAAAACCAUAGGCGUUCAUGACCGCGUUUUUGUCGAUAAUGACAAAGUAGACAAUGCUUUAGAACCAAGAGACGACACCAGUCACGAGGCAGAACCGUCCCGGAGUGAUGUGUCCGGUACCGGUCGGCCUCUGGCGCCUGCACGGCCCCUGCUGGCUCUUCUGCUGCUCUGUGUCUCUGUGUUGUUCACCUUAUAGCCCCCCAAACCACGCACCCUCGGGUCCGAGCACGAGCGAGUCGAGAGGGCUUUGAGAUUUACCAGGAACACUUCAAUUACGCUUUUAUUUUGAUUUCCAAAUAGUUAAGAGGUCUUUGAUUAAGAAAAGUUGAUUAGUGGUGCGGAGAAAAAAACGCAGAUCGCCUUUUUAACCAGUCGACUGUGACGCCAAAUCACGUUUUGACAGCCGGUCACAGGGGAUUGGCCGGCUGGGAGGAGCGGGUGGAAUUUUCGACUCCGAGAGUAUUUCAUUUGGGUCCAUCGGGAGCGAGUCGCUCCUUUUGUCGGUAAUUAGCGCAAGUGUUACAAAUGCCGGAGAGAAUCGUUUCUCGUGAUGGUUUAUAGGUUGGGUGUCACGUAGAACAGACGCUAAUAUAAAGACUGUACUGUAAGUGUGUUCACUGGCUCAGAUCUCUGAUGUUAGAAGUAAAUAUACAAAGACUUCUUGCCUUUAUGUCUGCCUUCCCUUAACAAACUGCAGAAUUCAGCUGGAGUCUGUUCAGCAUCUCGCCUUACCACUGCGAUCCUUCACAAGAGAAGACGGCGUUUUUCUCCGCUUUCUGUUACGUAAUUUAAUUAUGAAUUUGGAAGGAGGUUCAAUUUGUUCUCUACUGCAAUUUAAGGGACUUGUCUUAGACCACACCACUAAAACAAUGAUUUUGUAUUUUGUAAGAUAGACUUACUGCAACAUAAAUAUCUAUAUUUUUCCUAUGACCUUUUAUGAUAUGAGAUCGGAUCAUGGAAAUUCUUUUCUUCUCAUGACUCUGUUAGGAACCAAAUAUCAAAAGGGGCUCCACAUUUACAUGGGUGGGACGAAUCUGAAUAAGCCUUAUACUAAUAUCCCUAAAAGUGCUUCAGAUUUAGCAUUUCAAUAGGGGAAAUAAGAUGUAGUUUGAUUUUUUAUUUCAGUACUACAUGUGUUUGUUCUUUGUACAGAUAGCUGUUUAUCAGAUCAAUUCUGACACAACACACAAUACAUCAGCACUUCAGCCUUACAAAUAACUGGAAAUUGUUAUUACCAUGUCUAGAUCCUUCAGCCCAAAAUAACAAAGAAAAUGAUGUUUUGCUUAAAGGUGCAGUGUGUAGAUUUUAGCGCCAUCUAGCGGUGAGAUUAAGAAUGGCAACCAAUGGCUCAGUCCACAGCUCAUCCCUCCCUUUUAAAACGCAUAGAGAAGCUACGGUAGCCACUAUAGGACAAACAUGUCAUCGUCUAAGACAACAGUAACGAAAAACACAUGACUGUGAAAUGCAAAAAUGGCAGUUUCGAUGAAAGGGGACCCACAGUGUAACACUUCAGUCUAAAGUAAUAAAAAAGAUCUUUAUACACCACUGAAAAUAUAGCUAUGCAUAUUACAUUGCAUUUCUGUCAAUAAAUCUUACUAAAAUUUACAAACUGCACCUUUAAAGAAAAUGAUGCCUGAUUUUAAGAUCAUUUGGUAAUGCAUUAGACUUUUUUCAUGAGAAUUUACCCCAACACGGCAUAUUUAUGAAAAUAAACACAAAUAAAAAAACAUUUGUACACUGUAAAAAAUAUUCCUGUAGUUAUGCAGCUGUUUGCCAGUAACUUACUGUAGAUUUAAAGAGCACCUAUUUCAUUGCUAAAAACAAUUUUAGUUUGUGCAUUAGGGGUAAUACAAUGUGUUUGCAUGGUUUAUGGUUCAACAAACACAUUAUUUUCCACAUACCAUACAUUUUUGUAGCUCCAGAUAUCCCUGCCUUCCUCAAAUGCAUGGUGUCAUCCGAUUGGCCAGCUAAUGUGUACAUUGUGAUUAGCAUGAAUACCUCUGAUGUCAGCUUAAAAUAUGACGCUCCUUACCAUGUUUAAAAGAUUCGGUCACAAUGCAAUGCCUAUAGGACUUAAUUUACAGAAUCCGGAGCGGGAUAAAUAACGAUAAUGGCAGUCUUUACUACAUCACCAAUCCCAGGAAGUAAACUACAAUGUUGCCUACAAUCUGUGUGUUAGUUGUAGUCCAAGAAAAGAGAUUUACAUUGGAGAUGAUAACUCACGUCAUCGUUUACUUUGGGGUUUGUAUCUUUUGCAUAUCGUUAACAUGAACCAAUACACACUUACACACCAAAGGAAAUUUAAAAUUGUGAAUCGGAUAAUAUCUGCUCUUUAAAUGUUUGUUAUUUACUGGCAACAGUUUGUUUAAAGUUAAAUAAACAUGCUAAACAUUAACAAGUCUUUAUCUUUACAGAAUAAAACAAUGAAAUAACAGCUUUAUGCAAAACAUUCUGGAAACCAAAAAUCCUCAUCAACCUUUUUCUGUUUUUUUUCUUCAGAUUUUGUUUCCCAGAAUGCUUUGCAUGAGGCUGUUAUUUUAUAGUUUUACUCAAUAAAGAUAAAGACUUCUUAAUGUUUAAUGCUCAUUUAACUUUGAACAAACUGCAAAUAACAUCAAUUUAAAUCUACAGUAAGUUACUGGCAAACAGCUUCAUUUCUACAGGCAUCUUUUACCGUGUAACACAAAUGUAAAAUACUUUCUCAUAACACAUCUAAGCGUCAGAAUGAUCAAAACUGUCAUAAAAUAGGCUUCAUUUUUUAAAUGCAAAAUAUAAGUUUGCUGUGGGAUCCUGUUUGUAUAAGAAAUAAUCAGAAAAGACUUAAAGGAGAUAAUUGUGUAUCAUGGUCGACCUUACACACCUGAUGACCAACACACAUUCAGAGCUUUACAGAUAUUUCUGCUUUUAAAAUAUCACGAGAGAGCAAAUGAAAGAGUCUGAUGAAAUAUUACACGUCUGUCACCUUGAAGUUAAAAAUCAUGAAAGAAAGAAAGAAAGAAAGAAAGAGCGGGAGAGGUUAAGUAGCAAGUAUUCAUAACAUUAAACAAUACUGUAAAUGUUUUAACUGGAUGGUGUUUCAUGUUUGUUUUAGUGAUUUAAACAGCAGGACUGGAGGAAAUACACCACAUGUGCUGCGUUUCAUAGUUUACUGUAAAAGCUAUGAAAGAAACUUUUGAAAAUCAGCUUCAGUAGUAUUUCUAUCAUUUGUACUUUAGAUUAUUACCAUGAUUACCACGCUUUCUACACACUUUGAACUGGGAAACAAGAAUCAUCUUAAUAAAUGGAUACUGUGUAUCCUUAGGUUGUCAGAAGUAUAACAUUAUAGUGUUAGAAUAACUAUUUGUUUGUUUUUGUACCUUUCUGAAGGACAAGGAAAUAUAGAUACUUCAUUAUUAAUUAUUAUUAUCAUUAUUAUUAUGAUUAUUCAACAUCGCUGUUAUGUGAGAUCGCGUUAAAUGUUCUGAUGUGUUGUACAUAAUGUUUGAUAUUGAGGUAUUAAUUUGAUUCAUGUCUUUUCUAAAAAAAAAGUAAAAAAUAAGAUAACAUUUUGGGAGAUUGGAUGAGUUAAUUCAUAUGAUAAACAACAUUUCUACAGCCAUUAGGAGGUCAUUGUUAUGAUGUUUUGAUGUCAAUAGAAAAGCCUCAAUGAUAAAUAAUUACAUUACAUCAAAUCUCGGGCAAACUUUUCUCGUCUCCAUGUGGAUCAGAAGAUGAUUGACAGUUUUAAGCGUGCGGUGGUUUUACCGGAGUGUCUUUCUGUGGACUGUUUUUUUUGGCAUGUGCAUGGACUUGAUAAUGUAUAACAUGUUAAAUAAAGUGUUCAUUUGACAGUUUUCACCUCUUUUUUUUCUCAACAUGUUUGUGAAAGUUUGUGAAGCUCACUGAAAUAAGACAUCACAGGAGUGAGUUGUUGUUUUGCACUUUUUGAAGGGUUUUGAGGCUAACAGCAUCUUUAGGUUUUACUACAGAAGGUUCUAGAUUAUUUGUUUGUUUUUUGAUCAUAUUAAGAAUCUGUUCACAGUCUUUAACAGAUAAACAUCAGUGUGUCUGUCUUUGUUUAAGCAAAAUUCAGAAUUUUUAACAUCCAACUCUUUUUUUUAUAUCUGUAAAUUUCAUCUGAAUUGGCCACAACCUCAAAGAACACUGAAAAUAAAUUUACAUAAUCCAGCAAUCACAUAAAAUGUAAUUAAAUUAAAUUGACAUAAUUAUUAGUUUCUUUAUUUUGUAUAUUUAUGGUUGUUGUGGCACAGAUAUAUUUUUAACCAUGACAGUUAACAGGAAACUAAAUUGACAAAUGUGAAUCUAAUGAUCAAGUACAUUUAUCUAUAACAUGUGCACUAAUAUCUGGGAAAAUAUCUAAUAAUUUGAGAAAAAAUGUGUGAUGAUGUUUAUAUUAAAAACUGCACUUUUACAAAAAAGUUUAUUUGAAUUAAAUUCCCUCUUUCUACACUUAAAGUCACCUGAUAAUCCUGUUUUUUUUCUUAGUUCAAAUGGGAAUGAAUGACAGUUUCUGAAUGAUGCCGUGAUGAUGAUGUGGUUUAUUUCUGUCUGAAAUCCUCUCUGUCGUGUCUCAUGUGUAAAGAAAGCAAACUGUUAAAGUCCGCUGGAGCACUGGUGUGUAUGUGUGUGUGUGUGUUGAGUCAGAUCUCGUACAUCUCUUUACUCUUUAAUAACACACGGCUUUGAUUUUUUUCUUUUAUAUCUCUGGGUGCUGUACUGUACUUGCUUUCCCCAACUGUACAAACAGGAACAAACUUAAAAAAAAGAAAAAAUCUAAGGUCUGUAUUUGUAUAUACACACACGUGUCUGAGCAACUAUAAAUAAUAAUAAUAAAGAAUAAACAUUG